Messenger RNA from Habropoda laboriosa, 6029 nucleotides. RefSeq names its product DNA-directed RNA polymerase III subunit RPC1 (gene Polr3A). Gene Ontology annotation, cellular component: membrane. Gene Ontology annotation, biological process: proteolysis; DNA-templated transcription. The record is from RefSeq and is a predicted model, not a curated record. Gene Ontology annotation, molecular function: DNA-directed RNA polymerase activity; metallopeptidase activity; peptidyl-dipeptidase activity. The transcript is spliced from 27 exons. Bases 120 to 6029 code for a protein of 1969 amino acids. NCBI's taxonomy places the organism in Eukaryota, Metazoa, Arthropoda, Insecta, Hymenoptera, Apidae.
UUCACCACAGACAGUAGUCAGAGUGGGUUUGAUUAGAUUCGUGAAAGUUGUUCUUUAAUCAACCGUAAUCAUCGAUCAACUGUUCCAUUCAUUUGUCGACGGCCAAAAAAUCUCGGAAGAUGCUGCGCCUACUGCUGGUUGCAGUCUUCGUGACCCUAGCGUGGGCAGUACCGACACCCCAGGAUACAAGUGAAUCCUCCGAGAACCUGCUGAAGAAGGCUAGAGAAUUCUUGGAUAGAGUCGACAAGCAGUACGCGGAAUGGAACAACAAACAAACGGUUGCUCAGUGGGAGUAUGCAUCGAAUUUGACUUCAAACAAUUUAGCAAACAAGCUGAACGUGUCCUCGGAAGCGGCACGCUUCCGCAAGCCCACCUGGGAGGAAGUGAACCAGUUUCCCUGGAGGGAUAUCAAUGAUGAAAGCAUUAAAAGACAAUUUUCGAAACUCAGCGUCCUGGGUUCUGCAGCACUUCCCGAAGAUCUUUACCAAGAAUACGAGAAAAUUAUAAGUGAUAUGGAGAACAUCUACAGCACUGCCAAAAUAUGCGACUAUAAGAAUCAAAGUAAAUGCGAUCUCGCUCUGGAACCGGAACUUACUGAACUCCAAAUGAAGAGCCAUGACCCGGAAGAAUUGAAAUAUAUCUGGGUUCAGUGGAGGAAAGCAACCGGUGAAAAAAUGAAAUCCUUGUUCACGAGAUACGUUGAAUUAAGUAACAUGGCUGCCACGUUAAAUAAUUUUACUGACAACGCAGCCUAUUGGAUGAAGGAUUACGAGACUGAUGAAUUUCCCGAACAAAUUGAUACACUCUGGCAGCAAUUGAAGCCACUUUAUUUACAAUUACACGCGUAUGUUCGCCGAGAACUUCGAAAAAAGUACGGUGAGAACGUGGUUUCGAAAGACGGUCCCAUACCAGCACAUUUAUUAGGCAACAUGUGGGCACAAAGUUGGAGCAAUAUUGCUGACUUCUCUAUUCCAUAUCCGGGAAAACAACUGCCAGACGUUACUGACGCCAUGAUUAAACAAGGCUACAAUGCAACAACUAUUUUCCGCACUGCCGAGGAUUUCUUCACUUCAAUAAAUCUUACCGCAAUGCCGGAUCUCUUCUGGGAACGAUCGAUAUUGGAAAAAUUGAAGGACCGUGAUAUGAUUUGUCAUGCAAGUGCUUGGGAUUUCUACGACAGCAAAGAUUUCAGAAUUAAACAAUGCAGCAGAGUUAACAUGGAAGAUUUAUUGACCGCACACCACGAAAUGGGUCACAUAGAAUACUAUUUACAAUACAAAAAUCAGCCCACCGUUUUUAAAGAAGGUGCAAAUCCUGGAUUUCACGAAGCUGUCGGUGACGUUAUAGCGCUCAGCGCAUCUACUCCGAGUCACCUGAAGGCUAUCAAUUUAUUAGAUAAUGAUUCAAACGACAUAGAAGCCAGUAUCAAUCACCUUUACUUGAAAGGACUUGAUAAAAUUGCCUUUCUGCCAUUCGCGUACAUGAUGGACAAAUGGCGCUGGAUGGUGUUCCAGGGAGAAGUUACGCCUGAUAAUUAUAAUUGUAACUGGUGGGAUCUUGCUGAAACUUUCCAAGGUAUUGAACCACCAGUAGAUCGAUCCGAAGACGACUUUGAUCCAGGUGCAAAAUAUCAUAUAAUAGCAGAUGUAGAAUAUAUCAGAUAUUACAUUAGUUUCAUCAUACAAUUCCAAUUCCACAAAGCGCUUUGCAUAGAAGCGAAACAAUACGAUCCGCAUAAUCUGAAUUCAAAACCAUUGCACCAAUGUGAUAUUUAUAAUAAUAAAGCAGCAGGAAACUUAUUAAAAUCAAUGUUGGAACUGGGUUCUUCUAAACCUUGGCAAGAUUCAAUGGAAAAAAUCACAGGACAACGAAACAUGAACUCUGCUGGACUGUUGGAGUACUUCAAACCUCUAAUGGAUUGGCUCACAGAGGAAAAUAAAAAGACAAACGAAUAUAUAGGAUGGAACCCUAGGGCAAGACGUAUGUAUUUUUACAAGAAAACGAUGGUGAAAGAACAGUUUAGAGAAACAGACGUUGCUCGGAAAAUUUCUCAUGUAUCGUUUGGAGUGGAUAGCCGCCACAGCAUGGAAAGGCAGGCACACAUGCAUGUUGUAGCUAAAAAUCUAUAUAAUCAAGAUGUUGAACAUACUCCAGUUCCUUAUGGGGUUCUCGAUAGGAGAAUGGGAACCUGCAAUAAUACUACUAACUGUUUAUCAUGUGGCAAAACAUUAAAUGAAUGUAUUGGACACUUUGGUUACAUUGAUUUGGAAUUGCCAGUUUUUCAUGUUGGUUAUUUUAGAUCCAUAAUUGGUAUUCUUCAAAGUAUUUGUAAAAAUUGUUCUCAUGUUAUGUUAUCUGAAGUAGACAAAAAACGUUAUUUAACUAGAGUGUUAAAUCCAAAUUUUGGAUAUUUGACACGUAAAGCUUUACGUAAACAAAUCUUGGAUAAAGCUAAAAAAACUACAGUUUGUCAAAAUUGUGGAGAUCUUAAUGGAACUAUUAAAAAGGCUGGCUUACUUAAAAUAGUUCAUGAAAAGUAUAAAGCAAAAAAAAAAAUAGAUACCAUUGUUCAACAAAAAUUAGCAGAAUAUAACAAUGUGCUUGAAGAUAACAAGGCAUUAGAAGGAAUACUUCAAAGUGGAUUAGUUAAUGUAUUAAAUCCAUUAGAGGUACAAAGUAUUUUAGAAAAAAUACCAGAAAGUGACAUUCCUCUAUUAUUAAUGAAUUCAGAGUGUGCAUUACCAAAAGAUUUAAUAUUAACAAGGAUUCCGGUACCACCGAUUUGCAUUAGACCCAGUGUUGUAUCUGACCUUAAAGCAGGUACAACAGAGGAUCAUUUAACAAUGAAGCUGUCAGAAAUAGUUUUUAUCAAUGAUGUUAUUCAGAAACAUAGACAAAGUGGAGCCAAAGUACAAAUGUACAAUGAGGAUUGGGAAUUUCUACAAUUGCAUUGUGCUCUUUAUAUAAACAGUGAAAUGUCUGGUAUACCUCUUAACAUGCAACCAAAAAAAUCUGGAAGAGGAUUAGUUCAAAGAUUAAAAGGAAAACAGGGUCGCUUUCGCGGCAACUUAUCUGGUAAACGUGUGGAUUUCUCUAGUCGUACCGUUAUUUCACCCGAUCCUAAUCUUAGAAUUGAACAGGUUGGUGUACCUAUCCAUGUUGCAAAAAUUUUAACGUAUCCUGAAAAAGUUAAUCCAUCAAAUAUAGAACUGAUGCGAAAACUUGUAAGAAAUGGUCCAGAGGUACAUCCAGGUGCAAAUUUUAUACAACAAGGAAAAACACAAUUUAAAAAGUAUUUAAGAUACGGAAACCGACAAAAGAUUGCUCAAGAUUUACAAUACGGUGAUAUCGUCGAAAGGCAUCUUAGAGAUGACGAUGUAGUAUUAUUCAAUAGGCAACCAUCUUUACAUAAAUUGAGUAUUAUGGCACAUAAAGCAAAAGUAUUAGAUCAUAGAACAUUUAGAUUUAAUGAAUGUGUUUGUACUCCUUAUAAUGCUGAUUUUGAUGGUGAUGAAAUGAAUUUACAUUUACCUCAAACUGAGGAAGCAAGAGCAGAAGCUCUGGUUUUAAUGGGGAAUAAAUCAAAUUUAGUUACACCUCGUAAUGGAGAAUUAUUGAUAGCAGCAACACAAGAUUUUAUUACUGGUGGAUAUCUUUUGACUCAAAAAGAUAUGUUUUUAAAUAAAGCCCAAGCAAGUCAAUUGGCUGGUUGUCUUCUAGCUGGGCCUGAUAUUACAAUGUCUAUAAACCUGCCUAAACCAGCUAUUUUAAAACCCAUUAUGUUAUGGACAGGAAAACAAAUCUUUAGUUUAAUUUUAAAACCUAAUCAUGCUUGCAAUAUUAGAGCUAAUUUAAAAACUAAAGGAAGAGCUUACACUACUAAUGAAGAAUUAUGCAUGAAUGAUUCUUAUGUUAUUAUCCGAAAUUCAGAAUUAUUAGCUGGGUCAAUGGACAAAUCGACUUUAGGUUCGGGUUCGAAACAAAAUAUAUUUUACAUUUUACUACGUGAUUGGGGUGAAGACAUUGCAACAAUAGCCAUGUGGCGACUAGCAAGAAUGGCAAGUUUCUUUCUUAUGAAUAGAGGGUUUUCUAUUGGUAUUGGUGAUGUUACACCUGGACAAGGGCUUCUCAAAGCCAAACAAGAACUUUUAAAUGCCGGAUAUUCUAAAUGUACAGAAUAUAUUUGUCAAAUGGAAGAGGGACGUCUUGCGUGCCAACCUGGGUGUACAGAGGAAGAAACACUAGAAGCAAUGAUAUUAAGGGAACUUUCAGUAAUUCGUGAUCAUGCUGGAAAAGCUUGUUUGAAAGAACUUCAUCCCAGUAAUAGUCCAUUAGUUAUGGCUUUGUCUGGCAGUAAAGGAAGUUUCAUUAAUAUUUCUCAAAUGAUUGCAUGUGUGGGGCAACAAGCUAUUAGUGGUCAUAGAGUUCCAAAUGGAUUUGAAGAUAGAGCUUUACCACACUUUGAACGACAUUCAAAAAUUCCUGCAGCUAAGGGUUUUGUAGAAAACUCAUUCUAUUCUGGUCUAACACCAACGGAAUUCUUCUUUCACACAAUGGGUGGAAGGGAGGGACUUGUAGAUACAGCAGUCAAAACUGCAGAGACAGGUUAUAUGCAACGACGAUUAGUUAAAAGCUUGGAAGAUUUGUGCCUUCAUUAUGAUAUGACAGUUCGUAAUUCAGUGGGAGAUAUUGUACAAAUAUUGUAUGGUGGAGAUGCUUUAGAUCCUACAUACAUGGAGGGAAAAGACUGCCCUGUGGAUUAUAAGAGAGUACUGGAUCACAUAAGAGCUAAAUCAUCGUGUAAAAAUGAGGAACCACUAGAUGGUCCCAGUGUUAUUAAAGCUACAAACGAAUUAUUAAAUUCUGAAGAAUAUGAGUGUCUCAGUAAAGAAUUUAAACAAGAAUUAUCCACAUUCCUUAAAAAUGUAGCACGUAAAAUAGCGCGUCUUCGUCACAAUGCGCCAUUGAAUGUACCUGUAAUUUUGCAACUUGAACGACUCACAGUUUCUCAAUUAGUUGAAUUUAUUCAUACCUGUAAAGAAAAGUACAUGAGAGCAAAAAUAGAACCGGGUACCGCUGUAGGUGCACUUGCUGCGCAAAGUAUUGGUGAACCAGGUACACAAAUGACAUUGAAAACGUUUCAUUUUGCUGGAGUAGCAUCUAUGAAUAUUACUCAAGGAGUACCACGUAUUAAAGAAAUUAUUAAUGCAAAUCCCAAAAUUAGUACUCCUAUUAUUACAGCAGCUUUAGAAAAUGAUGCAGAUCCAGAAUAUGCCAGGAGAGUAAAGGGUAGAAUCGAAAAAACUACUUUGGGAGAAAUAACAGAAUACAUUGAAGAAGUGUAUCUACCGGAUGAUUGUUUUUUACUGAUAAAAUUAGAUAUUGAUAGGAUAAAACUAUUGAAAUUAGAAGUAGAUGUCAACUCUAUACGUUAUUCAAUUUGUACGUCAAAGUUGAGGUUGAAUCCAAAACUAGUAAAUGUUAAAGGUGAUUCAAUUAUUACUGUGAAUCCCAUAAAAAAUAAAUAUAGUUUAAAUUAUGCGCUUACACAACUCAAGGAAACAAUUCCAAAUAUCGUUGUAAAGGGUUUACCAUCAGUUUCUAGAGCAGUAAUUCAUAAUGAUGAUUCCAGUGGAAAAACAAGAUAUAAAUUGUUUGUUGAAGGAGACAAUAUGCGAGAAGUAAUGGCAACUUUUGGCGUUUUAGGCAAAAAAACGACUUCGAAUAAUACAAUUGAGGUUUCCAAAACUCUAGGAAUUGAGGCUGCAAGAGCAACUAUAAUGACAGAAAUUAAAUUGGUGAUGGAAAAUCACGGAAUGAGCAUUGAUCGAAGACAUCCAAUGCUUGUAGCAGAUUUAAUGACUAGUAGAGGAGAAGUAUUGGGUAUCACAAGACAAGGUUUAGCUAAGAUGAAGGAAUCUGUUUUAAAUUUAGCCUCGAAUACAGCUAACAAAGAUAAACCAAAAAAGAGGGAUCUGAUAUUUGAUGACAUACAAUUUCACAAGAAGAUUACGAAAACCACAACUUAA